AUGGCAGACCGACAAGCCGCACAAAUCCCAGACCUUCGUUCUUUACUGUCAUCACGAGGUCGUGGAGGCCUCCGAGCGAGAGGCCGUGCUAGACGAGGCUCUCCAGAACGUUUUCAGCAUGAAAAUACUCCCCAGGUCAAGGAUACCAUCGUGCAACGAACUGAUCAUGAUGCUGCCGCUUCCAGAAUGAGCGCAGUGGAGCUAGGCUACCUAGAAGAUCCAUAUGCGAGAUUAUUCGCAACUGCACCUACUCCGAGACGCUUCCCGAUCAUGAACAGAGGAACGUAUAUACGGACGUCAGCGAUAGACAAGCUUGUAAAUAAGUUCCUGGACUCAAAUCCAGAUGUACAGAAGCAGAUCAUCUCCCUCGGAGCGGGAACAGAUACUCGAUACUUUCGCAUCCUCUCCAAGUCACCGAGAAGUAGUCUGCUGUACCACGAGUUAGAUUUCGCACACAAUACAGGACAUAAGAUUGCAACUAUCCAACGGACACCGGGUUUGUUGUCUCAGAUCAAGGCGGCGCUUUCAAGCCCGGACGAACUAGAGAUUUCUGAAGACGCGACUGUUCUGACGUCCCCUACUUACAAUAUUCAUGCCAUUGAUCUUAGAAACAUUGCCGCCGAUCCUCCUCCUUCGCUACCGAACAUUUCUUCGUCUGCUCCCACCUUGCUCAUCUCAGAGUGUUGUCUCAUCUAUCUCACGCCAGAAGCCGCAUCCCGAGUUUUGACGACAUUGACUCAGCGCCUCAUACCAGAGCCUACGCCUGUCGCAAUCGUGCUAUACGAGCCUAUAAAGCCGAAUGACUCCUUCGGACGUACUAUGGUAUCAAAUCUUGCCACAAGAGGCAUCGUCCUAGAGACACUACAACAAUAUCCUUCGUUAGCAGCACAGAGAGAUCGCUUUCGAGAUGCUGGCUUUGUAGACGGACAAGGCGCAGCCGGUACAGACUUCAUAUAUGACGCUUGGGUAUCCUCGAAGGAAAAAGAGCGGGUCGCCGCCUUGGAGAUGAUGGACGAACUAGAGGAAUGGUUGUUGCUAGCAAAGCACUACUGCGUUGCUUGGGGCUGGCGGAAUGGAGGCGAUUUCCGCUUCCAAGAUGCCUGGACGACAUUGAAAGGUCAGACAAACGAGUAG
Messenger RNA from Pseudovirgaria hyperparasitica, 1134 nucleotides. RefSeq names its product leucine carboxyl methyltransferase 1. Gene Ontology annotation, molecular function: protein C-terminal leucine carboxyl O-methyltransferase activity. Bases 1 to 1134 code for a protein of 377 amino acids. Gene Ontology annotation, biological process: C-terminal protein methylation. The record is from RefSeq and is a predicted model, not a curated record. The transcript has 2 exons. Lineage: Eukaryota; Fungi; Ascomycota; Dothideomycetes; Acrospermales; Acrospermaceae.